AUGGAGAAAGAAAAGCUGCAAGCAAUCAUGGAUUGGCCUGAACCCCAAAAUGUGAAACAGGUGCAAUCAUUCCUAGGCUUUGCACACUUCUACUGUUGCUUUGUCCCCAACUUCUCUUGCUUAGCACACCCUCUGAAUAACCUUACUCAGAAGAAGCAACUAUGGAUCUGGCUAGAAGAACAGAAGGCUGCAUUUGACGCAAUCAAGGCUGAGAUUUGCAAGGAGCCUUAUGAACACUGCAGAAUCUUCCUGGAAGGAACUGAGCAGCCUAUCACUGUGUUCACUGAUCACAAGAAUCUGGAGUACUGGAAAUCAGCUGGAACCUUCAACAGGUGUCAUGCACGCUGGCAUCUCAUGCUGGUGUCCUACAACUCUGUCAUUGCUUAUCAACCUGGAAAACAGUCACAGAAACCUGACGCCCUGUCAAGACAACCAGAUCACAUGGACUUAGAACCAACUCCACAAGUUGUGCCAGAUGAACCUGAGAUCAAACAGCAGCUCUUAUCUCACUUCCAUGAUUCCCCUGCUUCUGGUCACCAAGGCCAAGCACAAACUCUAGAGUUAAUCAGUUGUCACUACUACUGGCCAGAAACAAAAUUCCAAGUCAACCACUAUGUGGAGUCUUGUGAAAUCUGCCAAAGAAGCAAGGGCCAUGCACACAGCUAUGCUCUCAACCCGCUUUCUGUCCCUGCAGGUCCCUGGGAAGACAUCUCAUAUGAUUUCAUUGUCAAGUUUCCCAAGUGUAAGGGGUAUGACAGCAUUCUGGUGGUUGUAGACCGCUUCUCAAAGAUGAUGCCCCUGAUUCCCUGCAAGGAAACUGCCACUGCUGAGGAUGCAGCUCAGAUGUUCCUGGAGCAUGUCUGGAAGCUACAUGGCACUCCCAAGUGCACUGUGUCUGACAGAGGGACUACAUUCAACUCCAAGUUCCUCAAGGUGCUCUACAAAUCUCUGCAAAUCAAUCCUAGUUUCCCUACUGCUUAUCACCCACAAUCUGAUGGACAAACUGAGAUCAAAAACCAAUGGCUAGAGGCUUACCUACGUCCCUUCAUUAAUCAUAGACAGUCUGAUUGGGUUGAUUGGCUCCCACUGGCUGAAUUUGCUCAUAACAAUGCCAGAAGCAAAGCAACAGGCAAAUUGCCCUUCAAAAGUGUGUAUGGCUAUUCUCCUGUCAUUUCACCACUCUUGGAACCCACUGGGUUGCCAAUUGCUGAUGACAAAGCCAAGCAACUGGCUGAGACAAUUCAGGAAGUACAGGCAUCAAUCAAAUGGGCUCAGGAGCGCUACAAACAGGCAGACACAGGGAAACCACCUCCUGAGUUUCAACCAGGAGACAAAGCUUAUUGCUUGGCUCUCCCUGAGACCAUGAAGAUCCAUGAUGUGUUCCAUGUCAGCUUGUUGUCUGCUUUCAAACACAACACAGAGUUUGAUUGCACAUUCACUCCUCUGCCACCUGUGAUCACAGCAGAAGGAGAAGAGGAGUAUGAAGUAGACAAAUUUGUAGACUGGACAGCAGAAGACAGAAUCUGGAAGCACAGGGUCAGAUGGAAGGGAUACACACCCCAUGAGGACACAUGGGAACCAGCCAAGGAUCUACAGCAUUGCAAGGACAAGUUGUGCAACUUCUUUGCUAUUUAUCCAGAUGCCCUGGCUGCCAACAACCCCAUCUCUGCAAAUAUGUGCAAUUGGGGAUUCCUCUAUUGGCUUGAUCCCAAAGGCAAAGAAGGACCAGAUACACUGUAUGAAAAGCAAGUAUACCACUGGUGGCACUUCAUUGCCUCCCAUCCAGGUGCUUUCAGGGAUCUGGCACAAUGGCAUUGCCAUGGGUUUGCUACCUCACCCCCUACAGUCUCCACACCUCCAUCAGCAAGAGAGCUGACCCAGGCAAUGCAGAACCUCAUUCUGCUUAACCCAGCGGACCUGCCAGCCUACACAAGCAGGCCAGCACCGCCAGUGACCCCUUCAGCACGCCCAGACACUCCCAGGCCAACAGAGAUACAUGCACCAGCACCCUUGCCCUUUCCCCUGUUCUCCAGCAUGCCAGACACUUGCUGGACCCCAGGAUACUUGUCUCCAGUGAGAGAAACACAAUGGGAGCCUCAGAGCUACCUAGGAUGGAGCAAUGAGGAGAUACAAAGGAAUGUGGAAACAUUUGAAGGAAGUGAGGGUGAGGAGCUGUUUAGCUUUGAGGAGUUACUUGCCAUUGAUUAUUCUGAAUGGAUGUACGCAGCCCUUUGUUGCUGCCUAAGGGCCUUUUGA
Molecule: messenger RNA, 2256 nt
Organism: Rhizoctonia solani
Lineage: Eukaryota; Fungi; Basidiomycota; Agaricomycetes; Cantharellales; Ceratobasidiaceae
Product: Retrotransposable element Tf2 protein
Exons: 4
Coding region: 1-2256 (751 amino acids)
Biological process (GO): DNA integration
Molecular function (GO): nucleic acid binding
Source: RefSeq, a predicted model, not a curated record